UUUAAAAUCUUCCUGACUACCAAUGCCGAAUCAGACGUGCCCUGGAUUUACGCAGUCUUCAUGGCCAAUGAGCAGCCGGAGGUUGUUAUUCCCGAGCACGAACAAAUUCGCAUGCUUAAUGCAAACAACACUCGAUGGUUGCCAGAACAACAUGCCCAGCGGAAAAAGGGGGUGGUAGCUGCUCUAAUUUCCAACAUGAAUCCCAGUAAUAAAAGGAUGGAAUACAUUGCUGAACUCGCGAAAUACAUCAAAGUUGACCUCUACGGUCGAGGGCGGCGACCCUGUUCACGCGAAGGUGAUUCCUGUCUGCGAAACCUAGCACGUCAGUAUAAAUUUUAUCUUGCAUUUGAAAAUGCACAUUGCCAGUACUAUAUGACGGAGAAGCUCUUCAAGAACGCAUUGUUGUUUGGUAUGGUGCCGGUGGUGUUAGGCGCUCCACGAGAAGAUUACUGCAGGUUGGCGCCGCCAAAUGCUUUCAUGCACGUGGAGGAUUUUUCAUCUCCUGCCAAGUUGGCAAGCUAUCUACAUUGGCUUGACAGGAAUAACACCGCUUACGCGUCCUACUUUGCCUGGAAAGCCUAUGGAAAAGUUGUGGUGAGAUGCUUUGUCCUCUAUCGUUUAACAUUUAGUUGCCGCGAAAUUCGUUUGGAAUAA
Dibothriocephalus latus is the source of this 654-nucleotide messenger RNA. The record is from the annotation of a GenBank genome assembly. Lineage: Eukaryota; Metazoa; Platyhelminthes; Cestoda; Diphyllobothriidea; Diphyllobothriidae.